Messenger RNA from Xiphophorus maculatus (southern platyfish), 740 nucleotides. Its product is annotated as histone H3. The transcript has a single exon. The record is from RefSeq and is a predicted model, not a curated record. Gene Ontology annotation, cellular component: nucleosome. Lineage: Eukaryota; Metazoa; Chordata; Actinopteri; Cyprinodontiformes; Poeciliidae. The coding region runs from base 116 to 526 and encodes 136 amino acids. Gene Ontology annotation, molecular function: protein heterodimerization activity; DNA binding; structural constituent of chromatin.
AUCCGGAGCGGAGCUGCAGCGUCACAGAGAGACGCCCAGAGCCGCAGCUUAAGAGCAGCGGAGCCUCAGCGGUUCGCCACAUUUCUCUCCUGAUCCCGAGCAGAGAAGCAGAAUCAUGGCCAGAACCAAGCAGACCGCCCGUAAAUCCACCGGAGGCAAAGCCCCCAGGAAGCAGCUGGCCACCAAGGCAGCCAGGAAGAGCGCUCCGGCUACCGGCGGCGUGAAGAAGCCUCACCGCUACAGGCCCGGUACCGUGGCUCUGAGGGAGAUCCGUCGCUACCAGAAGUCGACGGAGCUGCUGAUCCGCAAGCUGCCCUUCCAGCGUCUGGUCCGAGAGAUCGCUCAGGACUUCAAGACCGACCUGCGCUUCCAGAGCUCCGCCGUCAUGGCUCUGCAGGAGGCCAGCGAGGCCUACCUGGUGGGUCUGUUCGAGGACACCAACCUGUGCGCCAUCCACGCCAAGAGGGUCACCAUCAUGCCCAAAGACAUCCAGCUGGCCCGCCGCAUCCGCGGAGAGAGAGCUUAGAGGCUGCAGCUCCAACAAACACACAACGGCUCUUUUAAGAGCCACACACACCCAGUUUAACAGCUCUUCCUGUUGCUUCUUAAACUUUCCUGCUUUAUACAGACAAAUCUGGACAAUUUUUUUUUCUGUUCAUACAGAUCUACAAGUUUACUUUUGUCCUAAAUGAAAUAAGCCGUUUUAUCUUAUAUCACCACCAUUGUCCAUAAAAACUGAA